Cuscuta campestris is the source of this 1593-nucleotide messenger RNA. The record is from the annotation of a GenBank genome assembly. NCBI's taxonomy places the organism in Eukaryota, Viridiplantae, Streptophyta, Magnoliopsida, Solanales, Convolvulaceae.
AUGUUCCGAUAUUACUUUUUUUAAUGUCCAUGAUAAAAAAAGUUUGAUGGAAAAUUUUAAAACAUAUCGAAAUGAUUUAUAAAAAAAAAGAAAUGUGAAAAAAGAAGGAAACAAAGAGGAACAAAAAAGUAAAAAAAUUAAAAAAUUAAAAUUUGGUGUCCACUUCCCAAAAUAUAUGGACUGAAUUUUCUCAGUUUUGACACAUCAUUUUCCAGCGGCCAAUUGGAAGGGCGGAGUCCUUGGCUGCCUUUGAAUGAUUGAUACCGGCGGCGGGAACACCAUGAAUCUCGGCGAAGUUGCAGAUUCAACAGUGAACUCGUCUCCUUACUGCUACAAGAAACUCUCCUCCCAUAACAUCAGAGAGUUCAUCGAUUCUGUCGAUGCUGUUCUCUUCGACUGCGACGGCGUGAUUUGGAAAGGCGAAAAACUGAUCGAUGGAAUCCCUGAGACGCUCGAUAUGCUCCGUUCCAUGGGGAAGAAGCUUGUUUUUGUGACGAAUAAUUCGAGGAAGUCGAGAAAGCAGUUUGCCAAGAAGUUCCAGGCCCUUGGAAUUCAUGUUUCUGAGGGCGAGAUAUUCUCAUCUUCAUUUGCUGCUGCAAUGUAUUUGAAAGUUCACAAUUUCCCAACGGACAAGAAGGUCUAUGUUAUAGGCGAGGAAGGCAUAUUGGAGGAGCUUGCCCUUGCUGGCUUCACAGGGAUUGGUGGUCCGGAAGAUGGAAAGAAGACUCCGGAAUUAAAAUCAGGAUUUUUUUUUGAGCAUGAUAAGAGUGUUGGAGCUGUCAUUGUUGGAAUUGACCAAUACAUAAAUUACUACAAGCUACAGUAUGGAACACUUUGUGUGCGUGAGAAUCCCGGAUGCCUAUUUAUUGCUACCAAUCGUGAUGCGGUUGGGCACUUCACGGAUCUACAAGAGUGGCCAGGUGCUGGAUGCAUGGUUGCUGCAAUGUGUGGAUCAACUCAAAAAGAGCCCAUUGUAGUUGGGAAACCAUCAACCUUCAUGAUGGACUUUUUACUAGAGAAGUUCAAUAUCAGUACCUCAAGAAUGUGCAUGGUGGGUGACAGAUUGGACACAGAUAUCUUAUUUGGACAGAAUUCUGGUUGCCAAACUCUCCUUGUUCUUUCAGGUGUCACAAAUAUGUCAACACUUUUAGACCCUGCAAACAACAUCAAACCAGAUUAUUACACUGAAAAAGUGUCCGAUAUUCUAAACAUGCUGGAAUGAUCAAUUUUAUAGCAAUCAUAUUGUACAAGAUUCAUCACCAUCUGAUACUCUAAUCAUUUGGAAGCGUUUAAUCAGGUUUGCAACUUACCCUUUCUUUUCUUUGUAAGAAGGGUUUUAUUUAUCAAGCAUUCUUUUGAAAAGUGUGUUAGAUUACCUCUAGAUAAUAUACUUUAUCAGCACUAUCAAGAUAACUCUUUAUUUCUCCUAUCCCCAGUAAGGCCUUCCCCCUACUUGGUCUGCUUCGGAAAAACCUUCGGCUCAAGAAAACAUAAUGCAUAAGAACAGUUCUAUAUGAAAUAGAAUGAACACCCUUAUGUAUCUGCAUUGCUGCUAAUUAAUGCAGGCGUGACAAAUAUAGCAACAUUUUUUGA